AUGCCUCCCUUGGGUACGAAACGUAUCAAAAAAUGCAUUUUAUACGGACAACUGAUAGUUCUUUUUACUGCAUUUUCAUCGAUUUACCCACAAAUUCAUGGAUUAUUUGGAGAACGUGGACUUGUCCCAGUGGCUCCUAUGCUAGAAUGUGAGGAGGAAAGUAUUUUUCAAUGCCGUCUCCCACUUCUUCGCUCCGUUUGUCAAAUCCUCCACCUAUCGCCGUCAGUCGGAUUGCAAGCUUUUUGUCUUGUCGGAUUGUUUCUUUCGGCGUUUGCAAUUUAUAAACCAAGAUGUCAAAAUAUCAUCACAUAUCUGAUUCUGUACCUGCUAUAUCGCACCAUUUAUGAGGCAGGAGGUGUGUUCAUGUACUACCAGUGGGAUGCCUUACUGUUGGAAUCUACGGUCUACGUAGCAAUUCUCGCUUGGUUUGAUAAUGGUCCGGCAGAUUCGAUUGCUCUAUUUGGAAUAGUCUCUCUUCUACUUCGUGUUGUGUUUAUGAAUGGAGCAACAAAGUUGUUGAGCAAAUGCCCUACAUGGUGGAAUCUUACAGCUCUAAACUAUCACUUUGAAUCCCAACCACUGCCGACUCCGUUUGCAUGGUAUGCUCAUUAUUUCCCGCAAUUCUUCAAACAGUUGGCAACGUUGCAAAUGAAUUUUAUUGAAAUUCUUCUUCCGCCACUCUUCUUGAUCCCAUUGAUCCACGUUCGGUACUUUGUUUUCUUCUGUCAGGUUCUUCUCACGACACUCACACUUUUCACCGGCAACAAUGGUUUCUUCAAUUACAAUAUUCUUGUAUUGAUGGUCAGCUUGUUGCAAACACCCAGAGUUCCAAUUGGUGCUUCAUUCCUUGCCGCGAUAGUUUUCGCGAAAAUCGGAUUUGAGGUUGUCUAUCGGUUGCCGUACAAAAUUUUGUUUGAAGACGAUCGUUUGCCCAGCUUUGCACUCACUCUCACGCACGAAUCUUUCCGUAAAUUCAUGAUAUACUAUAUUGAUGUCAUUGUUGCAACUAUGGCAAUAAUUUUUACAAUCGUCAAUUGUUAUUCGAUGUUAAAAGUUGGUUCGAGUCAAAAUGGUAGAAUGAAGAAAUGGGUGCACUUGGCAUUUGUCUUGUGCUCCGUCCUUUUUCUCGGUGUCUAUGGAAAUAUUCCAUUGCUAAGAAUGGACGAGAAACUUGCUCAGCGAACAUACGAGCCGCCAGUUGUGAUGACCAUGUACAAGACUGUGAAUAGCUGGAGCGUAGCAAACUCUUAUGGAUCCUACAGACAAAUGACCGGAACACACGGAAGACCAGAAAUUGUGAUUGAAGGAUCUCAUCAUAUUGAAGGACCUUGGAGAGAAAUCGAGUUCACCUCGAAACCAGGGAAGGUGUCAAAGCGUCCAAGAUUUAUUUCUCCUCACCAUCCGCGUCUUGAUAUGCAAAUGUACUAUGCUGCCGAAGGAACAUAUCAGCAAAAUCCGUUCUUUCUGUCACUUGUCUAUCAUCUUAUGCAGAACACAACGGAAGUUGUAAAUUUGAUUGAAGAUUAUCCAUUCAAAAAUCGAUCAGAGCCGAUGAGAUUUGCGCGUGCCAAGCUCUACAUGUACCACUUCACUGAUAUCGGAGACAAAAACUGGUGGACCCGCAGCUUCCAAGAAGAGUACAUGCCGACCUUUAACAAAGGAAAUGACGCUCUUCUCAACUAUCUCACCGAGCACAAAAUCAUUAACAAAAGGAAAAGUGAAUUCGUUAACGGUCCUCUUGGAAAGUAUCUGAAACAGUGCCACCGUCUUACAGCCGGGAUCGACGAGAUCGCCUUGAUCUCCACAAUGGUUGUGCUGGUGUUUUUCAGAAAAAUGUAUAGCUACUUCUUUUCGGCACAUCGUCGGAAUGAAUAGACACCUAACCACUUCUUAUUAGAUACUCGAUUUUUUUUGUUUAGCUUUAAUUGUUGAUUUCGCCAUCAUCGAAGCAUUAAAAUUCAUUGACAUCUCUUUUUCUUCCCCUGUUUACUGGUUUAUAAAUUAUUUUCAAUUUUUUAAAAACAUUUGUUUUUUUUUUUGAAAUUUGCAUGUGUUCGAUUCACAUUUUAUAUAUUCAUUGCUUUUUUAAAAUUUUAAUUAAUAUAAUAAU
Molecule: messenger RNA, 2110 nt
Organism: Caenorhabditis elegans
Lineage: Eukaryota; Metazoa; Nematoda; Chromadorea; Rhabditida; Rhabditidae
Gene: K11G12.6
Product: Lipase maturation factor
Exons: 11
Coding region: 1-1875 (624 amino acids)
Biological process (GO): protein maturation
Cellular component (GO): endoplasmic reticulum membrane
Source: RefSeq, marked reviewed